AUGAACCUAAUCGACUACCGUCUGCGGGUCACGCUCAAUGACGGUCGUCAGAUGACGGGUCAACUGCUUGCGUUUGAUACCCACAUGAACCUUGUCCUUGCGGAUACUGAAGAGUUCCGUCGUAUCAAGUCGAAAAAGAAGAAGGCAUCCAAGCCCAAUAAGAAACAAAAAGUGUCGCACGGCGAUACCGCUGAAGGCGCACGCGUCGAAGAUGCGGACGACGACGAGGACGACGAGGACGAGGUGCCACCGCCUGUGCAAGAGCAGAAGCGGACAUUGGGAUUGGUGAUUCUCCGUGGUGAAAAUGUUAUAAGCAUCAGUGUCGAGGCCCCGCCGCCAGAGUCGAAGCGAGAUGCUGCUUCGCUUGCGCCAGGUCCUGGUCGCGGGAUUCCUGCCGGUCGCGGCGCUGCUAUGGGCGCGAUGCCUAUGGGUCGCCCGCCAUUUGGUCCCCCACCCGGUAUGCCCAGCGGGCCCCCGCCGGGCUUUGGUGGCCGUCCACCGAUGGGUCCGCCGCCUGGCUUUGGCGGUCCACCACCCGGCUUCCGUCCCCCAGGUGCUGCGUAA
Molecule: messenger RNA, 564 nt
Organism: Malassezia pachydermatis
Lineage: Eukaryota; Fungi; Basidiomycota; Malasseziomycetes; Malasseziales; Malasseziaceae
Exons: 3
Coding region: 1-564 (187 amino acids)
Biological process (GO): mRNA splicing, via spliceosome
Cellular component (GO): U4 snRNP; catalytic step 2 spliceosome; U2 snRNP
Molecular function (GO): RNA binding
Source: RefSeq, a predicted model, not a curated record